Fusarium fujikuroi IMI 58289 is the source of this 2850-nucleotide messenger RNA. RefSeq lists its product as uncharacterized. Lineage: Eukaryota; Fungi; Ascomycota; Sordariomycetes; Hypocreales; Nectriaceae. The record is from RefSeq and is a predicted model, not a curated record. Bases 1 to 2850 code for a protein of 949 amino acids. The transcript has 3 exons.
AUGCCGCAGCGAAGAGGUGGGAAGUCUGGCCCACGCCCAAAGCGUACGCGGCACUCAGCGAGGAUUGGGGCCCUGGGGCAACUCGACACUACCCCAAAUCGUCACGAUCAGUCUCCUCGUGCUGUUCAGACUCAGGAUCCAACACCAGCAUUACCAAAUCAGGGCGCAAAUUCUGAGCCUCCAAACUCUGAGAUACCGUCUACAAACGAAUUUGACGAUGACCUCAACGAGGAUGAUCUGAGGCGGUUGGUUGAAGCUGAAGCCGUUCCAUCCGCUCAACCACCUGCUGAUUUCUCAUGGUCUGAAAUCGGUUCAACACGCCGAAGCACGCCUCUACGGGAAGACGAACCAAGCUUUUUAGAUAAUCAAGAUUCUCUUCUCGACGAGUUUUCCAGUCCAAAGUCCGGUCUAGGCAAGCUUCCCAACACUCAGCCACUGCCACCAGAGCCUGAUCAAGAAAGCAAAGAACCUCCUUUUGUUGACUUUUCUGAGACAGCUUCUACUAUACGACGAAGUUCACCUUAUUAUUCGUUGGCGGCCUCUCAGAUCGGAGAUGACGAGGCAUUGAACAUAGUGGAAAACAAUCCUUUGGCACCACUACCAAGUACCAUCCAAGAUUCGAUACAGUCUCUUGGAUUGCCACCUUUCCCUGAGUUAGAAGCUAUGGAUCACUUGCCGGAAGACGAGCUGUAUGAUGUCACGCCUCCCAAGUCGACCGCUGAGCUUGAAGCUGAGACGUCGCGAAAAGAGGAGGAAGUACCUGGAGCUGCCCCAGAAAGUUCACAGCGUACUAAGAAGCCAAGUUCGUCACAGAACUCAAAGACAAAAGGCGGACCGGGGAAGACCUCAAAAAAGCAUGAUGCCCUUACGAGACUGUUAAAGGAGGAGCUGGGUUCAUCAGGAGAAGACGAAGGGGAGGAGCAAGCUUCUUCACCUCCUGAAAAGCCACCAGUAAAGCCCCCAAAGCCGAAGAACGGCGCUCGCAAAGGGAAAGAGACACCAAAAAGGAAACCUGCCGCUAUGGAAACUCAGGAUAUUCGAGAAGAUGAGCAGCAACCCAAAGAAAAGAAAGGCCGGAAACAAAGAGCGAAGACCCCCAUCCAAUUUGACGAUGAGACACAGCAAAUAAAAGAGGUUGUACCACGCAAGGUACCAGAACAGCAGCCUCGCAUGCCUAUAGUGAGCAGUCUCAGAAAAUCGUAUGCUGCCUCUGUCUCUCCUAUUGCAGCUGCAGGAAAAGGGACGCCCGGCUCGAAACGAAAGCCUGCACCAAAGCGCAAACCGCCUGUUAAAGAUACUCCCAAGAAGGAGAAAGCUCCCCAGAAAGUUCCGCCAGCUACACGAAAGUCAGGUUUGAAGAACGUGGUGCCUCAAGAGAAACCUGAUACGACUGAAAAGAGGAAAGAACGUGCAGUCCCUGCUACAAAAGUAGCAGCUAAGCCUGCACCCGUGAUUACCAAGAGAAUAACGCGAGCCAACGUGAAAGAGGAGAGUGGACCAAUGUCACAUCCUUCAAAAGUCCAAGAGACUCAGGGAUCAACUCAGGACCCUAUCGUGCUCUCUAGCGACCCUGAAAGCUCUUUGUUCUCGGAUGAUAACGAUGCCUUCGUUCCAAUCGAAGACUUACACCCAGAAGAGAAGACCCAACCAGCAAGGAAAUCGCAAUCAGUAAUGGGAGAGUUGCUUGUUGACCCAAUUGUCGACGUCGAGCCAGAAGACCAUGCUCAUCGUGAGAAAGCGCAGCCCUCUACACGCCCGCACACCCUACCGCAGAAUCCCGGGGCUCCUCACCCUCCACGUCCCCAACAAGAACAAAUCUCUCGGCAGAAGACAACCAUGAAGGUUAAGCAUGACCCUAAGAAGCUGGUUGAAGAACCUCUCCCAAGCACGAAGGGACUCAGUACAGCUCAAAAGGGCCGGGAGGUUUUGUCGGCUCGCGACACUAACAUUCUCGUCCAACAAGAUACCUCACAAGCAAGGACCUUGAAGAGACCUGCCACGACAGUUGAUCCCAUCAUUGAUGCUUCUCACCCACCUCGCAAGAUCAGUAAAACUUCAAGGAGCUUCAGUGUCAGCCAAGCGGGUAGCCCGCUGCCACUUGAAACAAGCCCAGCGCAACUUGUUGGUGGAACGAGUCCAAGUGCUAUGGAAGAAGUUGAAUCUGCGAAAGAAUCCCCAUAUCCUGAUGGCAAUUACUUACAACAAGAGUACCUCUCUAGUCUGGCUGCUGUAGAGGCCAUUCAUGACAAGACCAGAAUGGGAUCGAGACCCAAACCGAACACGAAGGUCAAAACUGAGCCUGUCAUCCUACAACCCGAGCCAAGUUCAAGUGACCAAGGCAUUCAUGCUCAGAUACUGGCGUCCCUGCAGGGACAAAAGGAAGCGACUGCCGAAGUGGAACAGGCCAUGGAGCAUGACAAAGUCCGCGGCAAUAGAGAGUCUCCCAGACAGACACGACCGGCCGGGCCGAAUGCAGAGAUAGGGGAGAAACUCCAUGGGCUAGUCGAGAUGAUGCUGGACCAUCUCCAGGCCAAGGAAGCGACCAUCUACCAUGGCGCUGAUGCCUAUCGGAAGAAUGGCAUCAAUUGCGUGGAGAAGAUCGAACGACGCUACAUGCAGGAGAGGCAGGCGCUCAAUGAAACGUGGAAGAAGGAUAGUGAUAGGUUCCUCCGGGGGACGCGGGCAGCUAAGGCACAGAUUGAUGAGCGCGGAAAGAUACGAGAGAAGGCGAUGCAGCAACUGAAUGAAACGGCAUCAAGGCGCCGUCACUUAUUUGAACAAGCGACGACAAGUUUACGAGCACUUCAUGGACGAUUGAUGCAGGGAAAUGCUGCAGACUACAAAAAUUGA